This is a messenger RNA of Plasmopara halstedii, 168 nucleotides long. RefSeq lists its product as uncharacterized. The record is from RefSeq and is a predicted model, not a curated record. Bases 1 to 168 code for a protein of 55 amino acids. The transcript is spliced from 2 exons. NCBI's taxonomy places the organism in Eukaryota, Oomycota, Peronosporomycetes, Peronosporales, Peronosporaceae.
AUGUGUGGUCUACAACCAGUCAACGCAGAACCCGGGGAAGGCAUUGACAAUGCUACCUUCGACGGCAAGUGCUGGAGGUUUGGACCUGGAGUCGAUCCUAAUGGUUUAAUGGGGGCAGAACGUAGUGUACUGAGACAGCAGUGUACUGAGAAAGCUGGGCACCGCUAG